Messenger RNA from Acanthosepion pharaonis, 2388 nucleotides. The record is from the annotation of a GenBank genome assembly. NCBI's taxonomy places the organism in Eukaryota, Metazoa, Mollusca, Cephalopoda, Sepiida, Sepiidae.
AUGUUUUUUCUCUCUCGCUUGUUCUAUUGCUUUUUCUCUCACUCAUUCCCUUUCCUUUUCAUUCUCUUUUUCCCUUUACUUUUCUCUCUCACUUUCCCUUUCUCUCUCUCGUUCUCUUUCUCUUUUCAUUCUCUUUCCUUUUCUUUCUCUUUCUUUCCUUUUUCUUUCUCUCUCACUUUUCUCUUUCGUUCUCUUUCUCUCUCUCGUUCUCUUUCUCUCUCACGUUCCCUUUCCCUUUCACGUUCCCUUUCCGUCUCUCUCUCUCGUUCGCUUUGCUUCUCUCUAGAUUCCUUUGCCUCUCUCUCUUUUCCUUCCUUUGCUCUCUCUCUCUUACGUUCCCUUUGCUUCUCUCUCUCUUGUUCCUUUGCUCCCUCUCUCUCUCUCUUUUUCCUUCGCUUUUCUCUCUCUCUUUUAUCUCUCUUUUUAUAUUUUCCCUUUUUUGUCCUCUCUUUUCCUUUUUCCUUUCCUUCUCUCUUUCAUUCCUUUGCUUCUCUCUUUCUCCCUUCCCUUUGCUCUUUCUCUUUUCGUUCCCUUUGCUUCUCUCUCUCUCUUUUUCGUUCCCUUUGCUUCUCUCUCUCUCUUUUCGUUUCCCUUUUCCUUUCUCUCUUUUCGUUUUCCUUUCUCUCUCUCUCUCUCUUUUCGUUCCUUUCUCUUUCCUCUCCUCUCUCUUUUUUCUUCCUUCUCUCGUUCUCUUUUGUCUUCCUUCCUUUCCUCCUCUCUUUUGUUCUCUUUUGUCUCUCUCUCUAUCUUCCCUUUCCUUCUCUCUCUCUCUCUCUUCCUUUGCUUUCCUCUCUCUCUCUUUGCCUUUUCUCUCUCUCGUUCCCUUUGCCUCUCUCUCUCUCUCGUUCCCUUUGCUUUUCUCUCUCUCUCCCUUUGCUUCUCUCUCUCUCUUUUUUGUUCCCUUUCUCUCUCUCUCUUUCUCUUCUCUCUUUCCCAUUUUGCCUUUCUCUCUCUCUCUCUUUCUCGUUUCCCAUUUGCCCUUUCUCUCUCUCUCCCUUCCCCAUUUUCUUUCCUCUCUCUCUCUCUUCCCCAUUUUGCCUUUCGUCUCUCUCUUUUUCCCAUUUUGCCUUUCUCUCUUAUCUCCUUCUUUCCCAUUUGUUCCCUUUCUUUCUCUCCUCUUUCCCAUUUUCCUUUCUCUCUCUCUCGUUCCCAUUUUGCCUUUCUCUCUCUCUCGUUCCCAUUUGCCUUUUCUCUCGUUCCCAUUUGCCUUUCUCUCUCUCUCUAGUUCCCCUUCUCUCUCUCGUUUCCUUUUCUCUCUCUCUCUCUCUCUCUCUCUGGUUCCCAUUUGCCUUUCUCUCUCUCUCCAUUUCUUUGCUUUCUCUCUCUUUCUCUCUCUCUCUCUUCCCAUUUUGCCUUUCUCUCUCUCUGCGUUCCCAUUUGCCUCUCUCUCUCUCUAGUUCCCAUUUUACUUCUCUCUCUCUUUUGUUCCCAUUGCAUCUCUCUCUCUCUAAUUUCCUUUUGCCUUUCUCUCUCUCUUUUUCCCAUUUUUCCUUUCUCUCUCUCCUAGUUUCCUAUUUUUCCUUUCUCUCUCCUCUAGUUCCCCAUUUUCCUUUCUCUCUCUCUCUCUCUUCCCUUUUUCCUUUCCCUCUCUCGUUCCUUUGCCUUUUCUCUCUCUCGUUCCCCUUUGUUCUCUCUCUCUCGUUCCCAUUUUGCCUUUCUCUCUCUCUCGUUCCCAUUUCGCCUUUCUCUCUCUCUCCUUUCCUCUCUUCUCUCUUUUCCCUUUCUUCUCUCUCUCUACUCUUUUCCCAUUUCGUUCCCUUUCUUCUCUCUCUCCCCCUUUGCCCUCUCUCUCUCGUUUCCCAUUUUGCCCUUUCUCUCUCUCUCGUUCCCUUUGCUUCUCUCUCUCUCUCACUUUGCUCUCUCUCUCUCUCCUCUCUCUUUCUCUCCCUUUGCUUCCUCUCUUCUCUCUCUCUCUUUCGUUCCCUUGCUUUUCUCCUCUUUCUCUCUUCUUUUCUUAUAUGUUCCCUUUCCUUUUGUCUUACUCUCUUCUUCCUUUUCCUUCUCACUCUCUCUCUCAUUCCCUUUACUCCUCUCUCUCUUUAUCUCUUUAUUCUUAUAUGUCUCAUUCCUUUUUCUCUCUCUCUUCAUUCCUUUCCUCACUCUCUCUCUCAUUCCCUUUACUCAUCUCUCUCUCUUAUUCCCUUUCCUUCUCCCUUUCAUGCCUCUUUCCUUCAUUCUCUUUUUGUCAUUACUCCUGAGAUGAAAUCUGCUUCACUUUAUAUUCCUGUCUGUGGCAGCUUGUUCAUAUCUAUUCAUCUCUCAUUGUCUCAUUCUUUUUAUUUUUUUAAUCUCAGAUUCUUUAUUAAAGUUUGUCUCUCAUCUAUCUGUCAUAUUCCUAUCUUUAUUUCUUUCUUUCUCAGUCUGUUCAUGUCUCUCCAUCAAAUCUGA